Gongylonema pulchrum is the source of this 300-nucleotide messenger RNA. The record is from the annotation of a GenBank genome assembly. NCBI's taxonomy places the organism in Eukaryota, Metazoa, Nematoda, Chromadorea, Rhabditida, Gongylonematidae.
AUGACUCAUGAAUCUGUGGCCCAAAAGAGGGCCGUUGGGAUAAGGGACGCAGUGAGCUACGCAGCGACUCAUCGCCGCUUGGCUCGGGUACCUUUCAAACUGCCGCCACGCCUUGCCCGAACGCCGCGCUUGGCCUUCGAGGAUCCUCUAACCUGCGCUUUCACGGUCGCCUUGAUCGAAGAUGACUUCGAAGGAGACUUCGAGCUUCCACUUCUGCCGACAGAACUCUUCGAGACCGUUCGUGAGGCCCCCUUCAUCCGCCUGCUCUUCUCGCCUUUCUUGCCGCCCUUCCUGAUCUGA